Messenger RNA from Cololabis saira (Pacific saury), 3172 nucleotides. RefSeq names its product zinc finger protein 835-like. Gene Ontology annotation, biological process: regulation of transcription by RNA polymerase II. The record is from RefSeq and is a predicted model, not a curated record. Gene Ontology annotation, cellular component: nucleus. Gene Ontology annotation, molecular function: DNA-binding transcription factor activity, RNA polymerase II-specific; RNA polymerase II cis-regulatory region sequence-specific DNA binding. Lineage: Eukaryota; Metazoa; Chordata; Actinopteri; Beloniformes; Belonidae. Bases 52 to 1227 code for a protein of 391 amino acids. The transcript is spliced from 2 exons.
CGUUUCCGGUCCUGGUUUGUUGUUUCUAUGGUUGUUUCUCCCCGGUAAAACAUGACCAAGCUGCAGCUGCUCAACGCCUACCUGACGGAGCGGCUCGCCGCGCUGGUGCAGGAGGUGCUGGACGUGGUGACCGACACCGUGGCCGAGUACCGGGAGGAGGCGGCGCGGAGCCGCCGGGAGAGCGACGGGCUCCGGCGGCAGCUGCGGGACAUCCUGCUGCUGGAGGCCGACGGAGACUGGCUGAGGUCCGGUAGUUCCGGUGUCGGAGCUCUGGCUCCGCCCACCGAGCAGCAGCAGCCGAGGCCUCGGUCCGAGGAGCCGGACUCCACCCUGAACCAGCUAGCGGCUAACGUGGCUAACCGGCCCGGGCCCGAGCAUGUGGUUUCCGUGAAGCUGCUAGCGGUGCAGAGGGAGACGCCGCCACCGCCACCGGCUACAGCAGCUCAGCUAGCGGAGGACGAGAAGCCCGGCGAGUCGUGGGAACCGACGCCCAAACGCGACCAGGAGGCCGUCAGCAGGACGACGCCGCCGCCGCUAGCGUCUCCGUCCACCUCGGCGCCCAGAGUCCACGUGGACGAGGAGACUCCGGCCGCCGCAAACCGGAUCAAAACCGAAGCCGUUAGCGACGCCGAACGUCAGCCGGAGCCCGCAGCAGUGGCGAGCGCCCACGCGGCGCAACGAGUGGCGGUGCGACAGGACGCUCACGGAAACAGGAAGUCGUCCCAGGAGGAGCAGCCGGCGGCAGCGGCGGCGGAGGCAGCAUCCGCAGCCGCGGCGGUCGCUAGCUUCCUCCCUGAGCUGGUGCACCGCUGCCCGCGCUGCGGCGACGCCUUCAGCGGCGCCGACAGCCUGCGCCACCACCUGGAGCAGCGCCGGAAGACGUACGCCUGCGACUGGUGCUGCAAGUCCUUCGCGCAGUCGGCCGACCUGCGGCGCCACCUGCGCACGCACACGGGCGAGCGGCCGCACCGCUGCACCUUCUGCUCCAAGAGCUUCAGCCAGCGCGGGAACCUGCGGCGCCACCUGCGCAUCCACACGGGCGAGCGGCCGUACGGCUGCCCGUUCUGCUGCCGCACCUUCAGCGACGGCGACACCAUGAAGAAGCACAAACGGACGCACUCGGGCGAGAAGCCGCACCGCUGCGCGCGCUGUGGCAAGAGCUUCGGCAGCGCCGGCGGCCUGCAGCUGCACGCCCGGAAGGACAUGUGCUUCGUCUCCGACGCCUGAGUGGACGGUUGGAACGGUUCAGGGACGCUAGCGUCCUCCGCUAGCCGAUAAUCGGAGCUGACUUUCUCUGUGGUCCGAGACACUGCUAGCUAAACUACGACACCAGUUCAACCCGCGGCUGCAGAGUUUCAAUGGGGAAGUUAAACCGAAACGAGAGCUAGCUCAACAGCGCAGUACGAGCUAGUUACCACCGGCGUACGGGCCAGGUACCGGCGUACGAGCUAGGUACCGCCGUACGGGUUAGGUACCGCCGUACGGGUUAGGUACCGCCGUACGGGUUAGGUACUGCCGUACGGGCCGGGUACCGCCGUACGGGUUAGGUACUGCCGUACGGGCCGGGUACCGCCGUACGGGUUAGGUACUGCCGUACGGGCCGGGUACCGCCGUACGGGCCGGGUACCGCCGUACGGGUUAGGUACUGCCGUACGGGCCGGGUACCGCCGUACGGUACACAUUAGGGUUGUAAUGAUUAGGGGUGUAGCAAUAUAUCGUGCCACGAAAUAUCGCGAUACGUGUCGUGGAGGUGACAAACUGUAGUUAUUAAUAUUAAUAUAUUUUGUUUACUAGUAGAACCGUGGUCGCACGGGGCCUCGCGCUAUGGGCCGUUUUUUUUUCGUCCUUUUUUCCUUUUUUCCCUUAUAAAUACCAACAGUCACGUUCCAUUACAGACCUAAAUGUGUACUAGUCUGUGCAUAUCAAUAAAUAUAUGUGCAAUGAUGCCCCUGUCUGUUGUUCAAUACAACUGAUCAGACCAAGCGCAGACACAAGCUGCUCUGAUCCAGACGGUGGAGUUGGAACAAACUGUCACACAAUGUCGAGAGAACGAGACAGAUUCAGGAAAUUUCCAUCAGGGGAUGAAAAAAGAAAAAAACUAAAGAAAAUGGAAGAGUUUAAUCCCUCUCUGAAAGGCUUGUUUGAUAAAUUUGUUACAAAAAUCACCGAUCUGACCGGGUCUCAAGCAGCCGUGGCCCCGCGUCGAGGCAAGAGAUGAUGAUGAGGCAGGGGAGGGUAUCCAGUAUUUUGAUCAUUGGAGAGUUAAAAUUGCGCAUAUAGACACCCGAUCCGACCCGAAAAACCAAAAAUUUUGUCAGGGCCCCCCCUGACCAUUUCACACGGGGCCUUGCAAAUCUCCCAGACGGCUCUGCUUGGGUACUUUUAUCCAGGUUUCCACUCGCUAGUUUUUUUAAACUAAAGUUUCCGCCCACCGAACAGCGGUUUAGUUUCCAUUGUUGUUUCUCGUGUUGUUUCUGAGCAUCAGUAUUACAGGGAACUUACACCGGGAACUCGUGCAACGAGAAACGUUCCACACUGUUUGGAGUGCAAAAAUAAAUUGCGAUUAAAUGCGUUUUUUUUUUUUUGUCGCGUUAUUUUUCUGUAAUUAAUUAAUUAAUCAAUCGUAAUUAACGCGAUAAAGUCCCAAACCCUAGUUAAAACAAAAUCACUACAUUGGAAAAGAAAUCAGCGUCUGCUCGUCUUGACUGGAUACAUCUGUCCCAACAUCGCGCUACAGUUUGUAUCGUGAUGUUUUUGUAUCGUGAAAUGUCGUGGCAGAUACAUUGUUCCAGCCCUAGUAACAUGUCGCCCUUUGAGGUGAACGGGUAAGAAGGAGAACCUGCAGUUCCUCUACCGACCACUAGGGGGAUUUAACGGGUAAGAAGGAGAACCUGCAGUUCCUCUACCGACCACUAGGGGGAUUUAACCUGCAGUUCCUCUACCGACCACUAGGGGGAUUUAACGGGUAAGAAGGAGAACCUGCAGUUCCUCUACCGACCACUAGGGGGAUUUAAUCUCCAUCCAGGUUACAAUGUCUGACUUUACAGCAGAAAUAAACACAUUUACUGUCUGUUUGUGUCUCCAUCAUUACAUUUGACAUCCAUGACGACUUUACUCGGGAAUCUUUCAUUUGUCCCAUCAGGUAUAAUGUUGUAAAAUCAAUAAAAAAUCA